AUGGAUACCUAUGAUAGAAGAAUGGAAGGAUCAAAGUUCACCUGUUUUGUGUGUAAUGUGCAUGUUACGUCCCAAGGACAACUGACGAGUCACCUGAAUGGCUCACGUCACAAGACAAAGCUGAGGAUCCAGCAGAGAGGGGCCCAGUCAUUGAGGGGACGCUGGUCUAAUAAUAAACAAGAGGCUCGAUGUUUUACAGGUGGAGGAGGAGGAGGAGCAGGUGAGGGCAACAGCUUACCAGCAGGUAUAAGGUACGACUCUCCUGGAGCUGAUUAUCAGCAAGGAACUACAGAUUCCAACUGGUACCAACCCAGCCCAGCCAAAAAGUCGCGCAGAGAUUUUUCAAACUACCGCACACCAAGUGGCAAGUAUUACUGCUCAACCUGUAAUGUUACGCUUAAUGCCGAGGGCCAGUUUGCUCAGCACAUUGACAGCAAAAGACACAAGUCCUCCAGCUCUCUGCAGCGCAAUUACUUAGAAUCCGCCGAUUUUACAUAA
This is a messenger RNA of Liolophura sinensis, 498 nucleotides long. RefSeq names its product zinc finger matrin-type protein 3-like. The record is from RefSeq and is a predicted model, not a curated record. Gene Ontology annotation, molecular function: nucleic acid binding; zinc ion binding. Lineage: Eukaryota; Metazoa; Mollusca; Polyplacophora; Chitonida; Chitonidae. The coding region runs from base 1 to 498 and encodes 165 amino acids. The transcript has 3 exons.